Effrenium voratum is the source of this 2088-nucleotide messenger RNA. The record is from the annotation of a GenBank genome assembly. Lineage: Eukaryota; Dinophyceae; Suessiales; Symbiodiniaceae.
AUGUCCUUCUUUCUCAAGAUACAGAUGCCAGUGGACAGAAUAUCUAGAUGUGCUACGUCGCAUGCUGCCAACUGCUCUGUCGUCGUGGAUGAGUUGGAUCCACGCCCUGCAAAAGUUGGUUGGUACUACGGACCAAAUCGUUUCAAGCAGAACACAACAGGUCUGUACAAUUGUCUGCAGCGGAUGCAUUCGGUUGGAGGAGACACAUUUCUCUUCUGGGAGUUUGGCAGAUGCCAGGUGCAGUCCUGCGGCUCAGCCGACGCCUUGCAACGUGGACAGGGCGCUGAAGGUCAAGGUCCCUUGGGCACCUUUGAUUUGUGGUCGCGGUUUUGUGACAAGUCAAGGCCCGACUUGGUCGCCGUGCAUUUGUUCGAGUGGACUUGGCCUGAUAUUGGAAACGAAUGCGAGCAGCAACUCGGGCCAGCUGGAUUCAAUGCUGUUCAGGUCUCGCCCCCGUCCGAGCACAUCCUUGGCGACUCUUGGGCCACACGGUAUCAGCCUGUGUCCUACCAAUUGUACUCGCGCAGCGGAACAUACGAUGAAUUUACAGAGAUGGUGAGAAGGUGUCGGGCUGCUGGUGUCAACGUCAUGGUAGAUGCCGUGCUGAACCAUAUGGCUGGACCGUUUGUGUUUUCGCCUGAGAAGGAUCGUGGCAAGGCUUGUGGGCAAUCUGCUGAUACCAAGAAGGAAUCCACGGCCAAGUGCCUGGGCUGGAUGUCAACUGAGUACGGCAACAGGCAGUACUUGCAAGGCCGCGCAGGCAUCGACAAGUACGUGCGAUCGCAGUUCCAUCACUAUCCAGACAAUGAGCGUGCCAACUGCGGCUUGCCACCUUGGACGAACAACAAGCGCCUUUGCGACAUGUACGGCUUGCCAGACCUCAACACAGAGGACAAGUCUGUUCAAGCUCAGCUGGGUGCCUUCCUUUUUGAACUGCUGGAGAUUGGGGUGACGAUGCUUCGUAUAGAUGCUGCGAUGAACAUUUAUCCAGAAUCGCUGGCAGAAGUCAUUCUUCCGUUUCCUUGGGAGUAUGUGGUGCAGGAGUACUAUCCGGAUAUGAUCUACGACAAAGAAACCCGCGAGAAGGCCAUGGCAAUCGGUGCUACGACCGACUUCAACUUCGGACAACGUGUUGCUGAGUCGCUAUUUGACAGUGGCUUCAAGGAGAAGUGGUCCAACAGGUCUGAUCAUUUUGGCGAACUUAUGCAGCUUCAAGCCCAGCGUUUCAGUGGAUGCGCGUAUCGCAUAUGUGAAUCGCCAUAUCCAACUGAUGGUGCUUUGAUCUUUCUGGACAACCAUGAUCAACAGCGAGAACGCUGGAAGCCUGAGGUGCCUGGUCAGCCGCCAGCCUCACCGGUAUGUGAUUGGGAUGGCCGCGACAUUGGCAAUUGCCGGCCGAUAUACAAGCACGGUCAGAUUUAUGCGUUGGCGCAACUUUAUAUGCUUUCCUGGCCGUAUGGCGCAGAGAAGAGAGCAGGGGUUCGGCUUAUGUCCUCAUACGGCUUCAAGGAGUUCAAUGAGGGGCCUCCUGGCGUCGGCAAAGACUCUUUGCGCGAUCAGACAACAUCGCCAGUUGUUUGCAAGAAGACUCCCACAGUGUCUCCCGUGACGCAAGCGUAUGACCAGGACAAGGAUUCACCUUGGGUGUGCGAGCACCGUUGGAAAGGUGUGUCUGGUGCCAUCCGCUUCCGCCAGUUCUCGAACAGUUCCGAACCAGCUCACGCACUCUGGGACGAUGGAGCGGGUCACAUCGGCUUCAGUCUUGGAAAGGUGGGCUUUGCUGCCUUCAGCCGUGGUUACAACUCGUACACGAAGCAAGGAAGCGAUCGAUCGAUAUCACUGGCAGGCAAAAUGACUGGUAUGCCUGAAGGGUGCUACUGCAACCUUGCUGAGGAGACUGCGGCUGUGCCUGAUGCUCGGGGAUGGAGUGGCAGGUGCGCGGGCGAUAUGAUAGUGAUCGGCAACUCGUCCAAGCUAGUCAAAGCUGUGUUGCCAGCUGGUGGCGCUGUCAUUGCGCACGUGCUGUAUCCCUCUGCUCAGUGCAAUGAUGGGGUGGGAAGCUCUACUUGGGAGCAGGUGGCGAUCUGA